This is a messenger RNA of Thermochaetoides thermophila DSM 1495, 648 nucleotides long. RefSeq lists its product as uncharacterized. The coding region runs from base 1 to 648 and encodes 215 amino acids. The record is from RefSeq and is a predicted model, not a curated record. The transcript has 3 exons. Lineage: Eukaryota; Fungi; Ascomycota; Sordariomycetes; Sordariales; Chaetomiaceae.
AUGCAGCUCAAGAACGUCAUCGCCCUCUUCGCCGGUUUGGCUGUCGCCGCCCCAGCCCCGGCCGCCGAGCCCAUCGAGCAGACCCUGGCCACCGGUCCCUCCGGCCAUGAGGUCCAGAUCACUGGCAUCGCCUUCGCUGGCUCCGGCUGCCCGGCUGGCUCGGUCUCGGGCCAGCUGUCCUCCGACCUGACCACGCUGACCCUUCUCUACUCCGAGUUCAUUGCCCAGGCUGGCCCCGGCAUCGCUCCCUCCCAGUACCGCAAGAACUGCCAGCUUAAUGUCAAGAUCCGCUAUCCUCAGGGCUGGCAGUUCUCCAUCUUCAAGGCCGAUUAUCGUGGCUAUGCCCAGAUUCCUGCCGGUGACACUGGCACUUGCAAGGCCACGUACUACUUCUCGGGUGAUUCGCGCCAGAUCACCUCGACUCUAGUCCUCAGCGGCCCGUACGACGACAACUACCUCAAGACCGACGCUUUCGGUGUCGAGAGCACUGUCUGGUCGCCGUGUGGCGUUGAGGGCCUGCUAAACAUCAACUCGGAGAUUCGCCUCUCGCCACUCGACUCGAACAAGCCUGCUCUGAUGACGGUCGAUUCCACGGAUCUCAAGUUCACCCAGGUCUACUACCUGCAGUGGCAGCAGUGCCACAACUAA